GACGACGACGAUUCAUACCGCGCCACAACACGCGUCGAAAGCGACUUUCGUUUUUUGUACCCAGAGCGCAACAGCAGACCUUUAGAGACGCGAAUUUACUUUGAGGAGCUCGCUUAUAUUUUAUUUUCUUAAUAAUGCUCACAGCCGGAACUGAAAAGUUUCAUUUAGGUAGCUGUCUUAUGUUAGCUACUUAGUCCGAACAAUAUUGCUCCGCACCCCAUGAACUUUGGAGAAUCAAGAAACCGCGGUCAAAAUGAGAGCUCAAAUUGAGGUUAUACCAUGUAAAAUCUGUGGUGACAAAUCCUCUGGGAUUCACUAUGGCGUUAUUACAUGUGAAGGGUGCAAGGGUUUUUUUCGACGCAGCCAGCAGAACAAUGCCAUGUACUCGUGUUCACGGCAGAGGAACUGCCAGAUCGACCGAACCAACAGGAACCGCUGCCAACACUGCCGCCUGCAGAAGUGCCUGGCACUCGGCAUGAGCCGUGAUGCGGUGAAGUUUGGCCGAAUGUCAAAGAAACAGCGGGACAGCCUGUACGCGGAGGUGCAGCGGCACCAGCAGCUGUCUCAGGAGUGUCUGGCGGGUUUGGGUGGUGGUCUGGCACCACGUGACCGUGAAGAGAUGGAUGAAGACAUCCCGCACAGCCGGCCGUACAGCAGCGGAGGCUCCAGCUCCACCCUCAGCGACCUGGACGACAUCGCCACGCUGCCUGACGGUUUGCUGUUUGACCUGCCGCUCACCCCAGAGGAGGCGGGCGAGUACUGCACUCUGGAGAUGCUCGGGGGCGGUGGCGGGUUUGGGAGUGCUGGAAGUGGAAGUUCGUCCAAUCAGAGCUCUCCAGAGCCCAGCGCUGUAGAUUUGGCGGAAGCAGCAAGGGUGAAGCAUGAGUAUAUUCUGCCUGAAAACAGUCUUUUUACGCACUCUUUCCUGGGAUCUCUACCAGACAACUGCUCUCUACAUGACAUAGAGCGAAUCACUCAAAAUGUCGUGAAGUCUCACUUGGAGACGUGUCAGUACAGCACAGAAGAGCUGAAAAAACUAAUCUGGAACCUCUACACACCUGAAGAAACCCGCAGCUUUCAGCUCAAGUCUGCAGAAUGGAUGUGGCAGCAGUGCGCCCUGCACAUUACAAACGCCAUCCAGUACGUCGUGGAGUUCGCCAAGCGCAUCUCUGGAUUCAUGGACCUCUGCCAGAAUGACCAGAUCAUCCUGCUCAAAGCAGGAUGUCUGGAAAUCCUGCUGAUCCGAAUGUGCCGUGCUUACAACUCUUCAAACAACACAAUGUUUUUUGAUGGCAAGUUCGCCAGUCCUCAGCUCUUCAAAGCUCUCGGGUGUGAUGACCUGGUGAACGCUGUCUUUGAAUUGGCUAAAAGUCUGAGCCGUCUUCAGCUGAGUGAGGAGGAAAUGGCUUUAUUCAGCGCUGCGGUCCUGCUGGCUCCAGAUCGGCCGUGGUUGACUGAGUCUCAGCAGGUGCAGAAGCUCCAGGAGAAGGUUUACGUGGCUCUUCAGCACAGCCUGCACAUGAACAGAGCCACUACUGAGAAACUGGAUAAGAUGGUGUCCAAACUACCGCAGAUGAAGUCCAUCUGUAACCUGCAUAUUGACAAGCUGGAGUUCUUCCGCCUGGUUCACCCAGAAACAGCGUACAGCUUCCCGCCUCUGUACAGGGAAGUGUUUGCCAGUGAGAUCAACUUCCCUGACUCCACCAACAGUUAGAGAGUGGGAAAAAGAGGGAGAUAGUGAGGGAGAGAAUGACAGAGAGUGUGAAGGGGAAAUUACGAGUGUGUUAAGGCAAGAGAUGCCAUGACGUGUAAAAAACAGCAUUUCAAACAAACACAUUUUAAAAACCUCCAGGGAGAAUCCUCAGUCUGUUGCAGCACUAUUAGCAUACAUACACACACACACAUAAUACACUGCAAACACACACUUAACCUGCUGCGCAAAUGCUCAUACACAAACAUAGGGGCCAACAAAAUAUUUCAGAUUCGACAACACACAAAACAUUGGGAUUAUUCGUAUUGGAAUUAUUCCUGGAGUUGCGCUCUCAAAUCCAUUUUUAUUUUAUGGAAACACUCUGAAAUGAUCUUUUAUGUACAGAUGUAUGCUUGCAAAAGCCUUUGUCCCAACUUGUUGAUGUCUAAGCAUGGCACUAUUCCUUCUGCAUCUGUACACAGAUAUAUUUAAAGGAAUUUUUAUAAGAGGUUUUAUAAUUGUAAGAAUUUUACAGGAUCAAACUCUCUUCCACGUGAACAUUCAGGAGAGCACAACACUUUUUAAUGAAGCGACUACAACCUACUAGGUGACCGUCACCCGUUCUUCCCCAACAAAUCACUCUUAAAGCACUAAUAUCACUUUUUUUCCCCUCCCUCCCCUCAUUUUUUCACCCUCAGACGAGUCAUGAAUGUAUCCCAAAAGCACUUAUUUUGAUAUGAGACCGAAUGUACACAAUGCACUUUUGGUCUUGCGUUAUGCUUUAUGAGACUUUAUGACAAUCCAAAAGAAAAAAAAGAAAAAAAAACUGAUGUGCCCAGAUUGUUUAUUAAAAAUGAAGGGACCAAUGUUACAAGUACUACAGGAAAGUUCCACAUUAAAUACAAGUCAAGCUCAUUUAAUCAAUAAUAAAUAAUCAUUUUGAAAUGAAUAUAUUUAGAACAAAUGUUUUCAAAAAUAAUUUUGAAUCAUCUCAGAAAUGCACUUAUAGUGGAAGUCUAUGGGGCAGCUGUACAGUUAUAAAACAGCUGUUCAUAACCUUACAAUUCAUAACUGUAUCUGAUAGCAUCUGAGUUUAACUUGUAUUUAACCUUGAAUAUUCCUUUACAGAUAUUAAACAAACCAGUUUUUAGUCAUCCACCUGGUAAUCAUUAUAAGCGUGCAGUCAUGGCCAAACGUUUGUGAACGCCUUGUUUUGUUACAAUAACGCAACGGCAACGACAAAAUCCUCACUUUAACAGUUAUUUACAUGACCUCAUACCUCAUAUUCAGCAGAAUUUGUCACAUUUAGUACAGUAUUAGACUCUAGUAAACAACUUCUUAUAUGCAAAACAUAUUCAACAGAAUACAAUCUUAUUUAUAAGGGGUUUGCAAAUUAUGGCAUGGCUAUAAAGAAUAGAGUGCAUUAGUGCCCGUCCAAUUUUUCAGCAGUGUUGGUUUUGGAAGUAUUUUUACCUAGUAAUUUUUUUCCCCAUAGCGAUUU
Molecule: messenger RNA, 3191 nt
Organism: Sinocyclocheilus rhinocerous
Lineage: Eukaryota; Metazoa; Chordata; Actinopteri; Cypriniformes; Cyprinidae
Product: nuclear receptor ROR-beta-like
Exons: 10
Coding region: 254-1714 (486 amino acids)
Biological process (GO): regulation of transcription by RNA polymerase II
Cellular component (GO): nucleus
Molecular function (GO): zinc ion binding; nuclear receptor activity; RNA polymerase II cis-regulatory region sequence-specific DNA binding
Source: RefSeq, a predicted model, not a curated record